Molecule: messenger RNA, 3901 nt
Organism: Anarrhichthys ocellatus (wolf-eel)
Lineage: Eukaryota; Metazoa; Chordata; Actinopteri; Perciformes; Anarhichadidae
Gene: lnpkb
Product: lunapark, ER junction formation factor
Exons: 16
Coding region: 148-1494 (448 amino acids)
Biological process (GO): endoplasmic reticulum tubular network organization
Cellular component (GO): endoplasmic reticulum tubular network
Source: RefSeq, a predicted model, not a curated record
AGAAGAAGAAGAAGAAGAUGAUAUGUCAGUUCAGGUAACAGUGAAAGUGUUGUAGUUUCUGCACCAACUUGGCUAAAUGGCCUGCUAGCAUAAACACUUAAACACCAACUAAUUGAACCAAAGAGGAGACGACUGUAAUCUACAGAUAUGGGGGCCCUGAUAUCCCGAUGGAGGACCAAGCCAACCACAGUCGAGCAGCUGGAGAACAUUGACAAGGAGAUUAAAGAGCUGGAGGAGUUCAGAGCCAAAAACCAUCGUCUGCAAAAGCUGUGGGUCGGCCGGUUGCUCUUCUACUCGUCAGUCCUGUACCUGAUGACCUCGCUGGUCGUGUACUGGCUCUACCUACCUGAACAAUGGUUCCAGAGAAUAGCCAUGGCCCUGCCUUUCUUCAUCUACCCCGUGCUGGUGUGGCUCAUCAGGAAGUUGUUGGUCUUUCUCUUUUCCAAACGCACGGAGAGAAACAAUGAUAAAUUGGAAGAUUUGAAGGUUUCCAAAAAAAAGAUUCUGGAGGAAGUGAUGGAAACGGAGACGUACAAAAACGCUAAACUCAUCCUGGAACGCUUUGAUCCCGACGCUAAGAAGAAAGCUGAGCUGGAGUCGACUCCGCUGCGUCCUCAGAUGACUCCCAGGCCAGGACAAGAGAUCCGACAGAGAGGGAUGCCAAUGAGACCCAUGCCGAUGGGCACCCUGGGUGCAAUGGCAAUGACUCCCCCACCUGGAGCGCGGCUCAUGUUGGGACCAGGGGGCACACCUGUGGCUCCAGGAGGACCGCCGGAGAGAUCUGCUCUGUCUGCCUCUGUCCUCCAGGGGGCAAUACCCAGGACCCCCUGCUCUCCUAUACCAGGAGUAGGCAUGCACCCACCGGGUCCUCCAUUAGCAAGACCCAUCCUGUCCAAAGACCGGGGAGCCGUGGACCGAGUCAUUGAAUACCUGGUCGGUGACGGACCACAGAACAGAUACGCUUUGGUCUGCCAGCAGUGUUUUUCUCAUAACGGCAUGGCUCUGAAAGAAGAGUUUGAAUAUCUCGCCUUCCGCUGUGCGUACUGCUAUUUCCUGAAUCCGGCCAGGAAGACCCGCCCUCAGGCUCCCAGGCUUCCAGAGUUCAGCUACGAGAGGAGGCUGCGAGCAGAAUCGCGUUCCCCUGGACCAACGCCUCGUUCUGGGACAGACACAGAGGAGAGUGCGCCCCCCUCUGGAGCCAAGGGUCCGGCUCCGUGGAAUUUGGUCCACAGUUUCCGGAUCCAGCAGAGUCCAAAGACCCCUCAGAACCGACCUCUGCAGAGUCCAGAUGAGAGAGAGUUGGGGGAAGACGAAGGACCCACUAAAGAAGUAGAGAGUGAGAGCCAGUCGGAGGAGAAGGAGGAGAAGGAGGAGGAGCAGCAGCAGCAGCAGCAGGAGCAGCAGGAGGAGGAGGAAGUGGUUCAGGAGGAGGAAGAGGUGGAAUCAGAGCAGAGUCACAGCGCCCCCCCUGAGACCGAGUCUCAGCCUUCGUAGUUGCAGAGAGUCCAGAAGAGGACCGGGGACGUCUGCUCAUCCCGUCCAAACAACAGGUGUUGGUUCUGGCCAUGAUAGACAGGUGGCAUUUUAAUGCAACAUAGGCGGACAAGCAUCAACAGUUUAAUUCUAUUGUUCUUCCUUGCAACCAAAAACUACAUCAGUCUCACUUGUUUCAGUUUGCUUUUAUUUGGGGGUGGGGGGGUCUAAAGUCGACGGUUUGUUUUUCACCGUCAUGCUAAGAACACGGAGAUUCUGAGGAUGUGCUCAGAAAAUGGUGUGUUCUAAAUUAAUUAAUGAAUCAUUAAUUAUACUACAACUGUCCAACGAUAUUGCCUAAAAUGACGCCAACAUAUGACGACCUGACAGUUGGAUCGGUUCACGGGAAGGUGUCAGAUCGAUGAUUGUAGUUUGAAUCCUAGAGCUGUCUCUCGAUAGAGCAGCUGGCUGCUUGCACUGCUCUGUAUGUGGUGACUAACCUAGUUCAUUUUCCAGUAUUCUAUCCUUUAAGGGUUCUUUAGGUUUGACGUAGGCGGUCGGCUGCUGUUUGAUUUGUUAAUGAGGAGUUGUGAUUUUAGGUAGAACUGCUGGUUGCAGCACAAACGUGUUUAAAUCUUAAUUCCUGCAUCAUUUCGCUGACCCCUCAGUGUGGCGUUUGUAUAUUUAGCUGAAUAUCACAGGUUAUUAUUACGACGCAAAUUCAAGUAUGGAACAUAGAUGUUGUUUAUUGUCUUGUUGGGUUGUGAGAAACACAUGAAAUCAAACAAAAAGCACCUUAAGACACUCCUGUUGUGAAUCAGGACCUCGAGGUUUCAAGGUACUGCUUUAGUUUUUCUUCAUCUCGUCUUUUAAUCCCCCAUACGAGCUCGUCUGCUGCUCUCAGAUCAGCAGCUGAAUCGAUGAUGCUCAGAGAGCAGCUGCUGCAUGUCUCUACAUUGAUGCCUUUGUUGCCUCUUUUCUGGUUAGAAAGUUAGAUGCAGUCUAACUUUUUCAUUGGCCAACUUUUAUCAGCUGCAAAUUAUCUUAACUUAUGUUAAAACUUCCCACUUUAGACGGUGUGCAGCACUCAAACACUGAACUCUGAUAACUCAGAACGUGCGUUUUUAGCAGAGCAGCAUGUUUUAUUGUGUUUUAAACUCUGCUGCUUUAUCUGCGCUCUUAUGUCUUAUCAUUUCUCUUCACCAACAGUUCAUUUACAGCACAGGAGAAGUGAACCUCCUCAGUUAGAUGUAGUCUCGUUAAAGCGGGCCGUGUCAACCCAAGCUACUUUAGCAUCGUGAGUUCAUCGUCAGUGUUGAUGAACGAAGCUGUUAGUGAAGGAGUCUCUGAACAAACCGACUGGAGCUAAUCUUUCUGGUUAUUGCCAACCUCAGUCCUCCGUGGGAUUAUUAUAAACUAUCAUUUGCCAAAUGCACUGUUUUACCUGUAUGUCCUGAAGUCACUUGCACUGAGUUUCUUUCUAUUUAUUUGGCUGUAUUGUGUUUUAAUCUUUUGAAGUAUUGCUGCACUGUUUGGUUUUAAACAUUUAGACGAGGAAUCACUAUUUAGAAGUGUCGGCCUGGUUGGUGCUCGGUAGGAUUUUGAUAAUUCUUUUUGAUGUUUUCUUCUUGUUGCUUUAAAUGUGUGCACUCGCACUCACAGACAGUAACUCGCUCUGUUGUUUUCAUGAGUUAACCGUGUGUUCUGCACGAUGUCGAGCUGCUGCAGCAACAUAAGAAUUAAGGAGGGUCAUUGGCCGGCACCAGCACGACGUGGUUUUGACAACAAGUUCUUCUUUUGUUAUUAAAUAGAACCGGAAUAAAUGAGUGUCUAUGCAAAUGAAAAUAUGUGGUGUCACCUGCGUUGUACAGGUCUGGAACUAGAAACACACACAGCCUAAAUAUGCUGAAAGAGGUACACCAACACAUUAUAUUCUUUUUAAUAUGUAUUUUUAAUGUUUAAUUUAGGAUUUUUGUGUGUGUGUGUGUGUGUGUGUUUCUAGUUAGUUGUUGAACUCCUCAAACUCACGACCCAGAACAAUUUGAGCUCCUCGUUUGAAUCAGAACAUCACAGCUAAAGUGCUUUUGGACAAAAGGUUUGUUGAAUGUUGAAGAGAAUCCAUGUGAUGAAUUUCAAGACUCCACACCGUGACCACAUGUUGAUCUUUGAUGGUACAAGAAGUGUUUACAAGCUUUUUUGUAUCCCUGCUGUUGAUGAAAACAUGGUGAACGUUCUACAUCCGGAGCUGUCGCUUAUAUUUAAAAGCGUCUCAGAUUCUGCUUUGUCUCUCACACAGAAUCUCUUCUUACCCGUUUACUUUGCAUUUGUAGUUUAGUUUUGCUCUGCUAGAUUUAUCGGUUACCUUUCUGCCAACGCUGGUUGUCAUUACGUGAGCGCAUGGCACGCCUAAUAAAGUUUUUCAACAACA